AUGUCGCGGAGGCUGCUGCCCCGGGCGGAGAAGCGGCGGCGGCGUCUGGAGCAGAGGCAGCAACCGGACGAGCAGCGGCGGCGGUCGGGAGCGAUGGUGAAGAUGGCGGCGGCGGGCGGCGGAGGCGGCGGAGGCCGCUACUACGGCGGCGGCAGUGAGGGCGGCCGGGCGCCUAAACGGCUCAAGACUGACAACGCCGGCGACCAGCACGGAAGCGGUGGUGGCGGCGGAGGAUCCGGGGCGGCGGGCGGCGGCGGAGGGGAGAAUUACGAUGAUCCGCAUAAAACUCCUGCCUCGCCAGUUGUUCACAUCAGGGGCCUGAUUGAUGGUGUGGUGGAGGCUGACCUCGUGGAGGCUUUACAGGAAUUUGGACCCAUCAGUUAUGUGGUGGUAAUGCCUAAAAAGAGACAGGCUCUGGUGGAGUUUGAAGACGUGUUGGGGGCUUGCGAUGCAGUGAACUAUGCAGCUGACAACCAAAUCUACAUUGCUGGUCACCCAGCUUUUGUCAAUUACUCUACCAGCCAGAAGAUCUCUCGCCCUGGGGACUCAGAUGACUCGCGGAGUGUCAACAGCGUACUGCUCUUUACCAUCCUAAAUCCCAUCUACUCCAUUACUACGGAUGUUCUUUACACUAUCUGUAACCCUUGUGGACCUGUCCAGAGAAUUGUCAUUUUCCGGAAGAAUGGUGUCCAGGCCAUGGUAGAAUUUGACUCUGUACAAAGUGCACAGCGGGCCAAGGCCUCCCUCAAUGGGGCUGACAUUUACUCUGGCUGUUGCACUCUGAAGAUCGAGUAUGCAAAGCCUACACGCUUGAAUGUCUUCAAGAAUGAUCAGGAUACUUGGGAUUACACAAACCCCAACCUCAGUGGACAAGGUGACCCUGGCAGCAACCCCAAUAAACGCCAGAGACAGCCCCCACUCCUAGGAGAUCACCCUGCAGAAUAUGGUGAGGGCAGGGGGUUCCCUUCCGUGGACUCGGGCAUAUCCCCUCCCCCACCACCCGAGUAUGGCCCCCACGCCGACAGCCCCGUGCUCAUGGUCUAUGGCUUGGAUCAGUCUAAGAUGAACUGUGAUCGCGUCUUCAAUGUCUUCUGCUUGUAUGGCAAUGUGGAGAAGGUGAAAUUCAUGAAAAGCAAGCCAGGGGCUGCCAUGGUAGAAAUGGCUGAUGGCUAUGCCGUCGACCGGGCCAUCACCCACCUCAACAACAACUUCAUGUUUGGGCAGAAGCUGAAUGUCUGUGUCUCCAAGCAACCAGCCAUCAUGCCUGGUCAGUCAUACGGGCUAGAAGACGGGUCUUGCAGUUACAAAGACUUUAAUGGCUCAAGAAACAAUCGAUUUUCCACCCCGGAGCAGGCAGCCAAGAACCGCAUCCAACACCCAAGCAAUGUGCUGCAUUUCUUCAAUGCUCCCCUGGAGGUGACCGAGGAGAACUUCUUUGAGAUCUGUGACGAGCUAGGAGUGAAGCGGCCAUCUUCUGUGAAAGUGUUCUCAGGCAAGAGUGAACGCAGCUCCUCUGGGCUGCUGGAGUGGGAAUCCAAGAGUGAUGCCCUGGAGACACUGGGCUUCCUGAACCAUUACCAGAUGAAAAACCCAAAUGGGCCAUAUCCAUACACCCUGAAGUUGUGUUUCUCCACUGCUCAGCAUGCCUCCUAA
Elephantulus edwardii (Cape elephant shrew) is the source of this 1653-nucleotide messenger RNA. RefSeq names its product heterogeneous nuclear ribonucleoprotein L (gene HNRNPL). Lineage: Eukaryota; Metazoa; Chordata; Mammalia; Macroscelidea; Macroscelididae. The record is from RefSeq and is a predicted model, not a curated record. Gene Ontology annotation, molecular function: mRNA binding. The transcript is spliced from 13 exons. The coding region runs from base 1 to 1653 and encodes 550 amino acids. Gene Ontology annotation, biological process: mRNA processing; regulation of RNA splicing. Gene Ontology annotation, cellular component: nucleus.